AUGGCCGCGAAGUCGGACGGCGGCGGCGGCCCGGCCGUGCUGCUGGAGAGCCCGGGGGGCGGCGGAGGGCGGCGGGACGGGAGCGCGGCCCCCCCGGCGCGCCGGUACCGGCUGCGGGACGGGUGCUGGGUGCUCUGCGCCCUCCUCGUCUGCUUCGCGGACGGAGCCUCGGACCUGUGGCUGGCGGCUCAUUACUACGUGCAGGGUCAGCGGUGGUGGUUCGGGCUCACGCUGCUCUUCGUGCUGCUGCCCUCGCUCGUGGUGCAGCUGCUCAGCUUCAGGUGGUUCGUCUACGACUUCGCCGCCGGCAGCACCAAGGACAGCGCCGGCAGCACCAAGGACAGCGCCCGCGGCCCCCGCGGCUGCUGCCGCCUCUGCGUCUGGGUGCUGCAGGGCCUCAUCCACCUCCUGCAGCUGGGGCAGGUCUGGAGGUACCUCCGCACGCUGUACCUGGGGCUGCAGAGCCGCUGGCAGGCCGAGCACCGACGCCGGCACUUCUACUGGCGCAUGAUGUUCGAGAGCGCGGACAUCAACAUGCUGAGGCUGCUGGAGACCUUCCUGAAGAGCGCACCCCAGCUGGUGCUGCAGCUCAGCAUCAUGGUGCAGCAGAACGACAUCGCGCCCCUGCAGGGGUUCUCAGCCUCGGCCUCACUCCUGUCCCUGGCGUGGAUGAUUGCCUCCUACCAGAAGGUGCUGCGGGACUCGCGGGAGGACAAGAUGCCCAUGUCCUACAAGGGGGCUGUGGUGCAGAUCCUGUGGCACCUCUUCACCAUCGCCGCCCGCGCCAUCGCCUUCGCCCUCUUCGCCUCCGUGUUCCAGCUCUACUUCGGCAUCUUCAUCGUCACCCACUGGUGCAUCAUGACCUUCUGGAUCAUCCAGGGCGAGACGGACUUCUGCAUGUCCAAGUGGGAGGAGAUCAUCUACAACAUGGUGGUGGGCAUCAUCUACAUCUUCUGCUGGUUCAACGUCAAGGAGGGCCGGAGCCGCUACCGAAUGGGCAUCUACUACAUCAUCACGCUGUCGGAGAAUGCCGCCCUCACCAUCCUCUGGUUCCUCUACUACGACCGCGAGACCACCUCCGACUUCAACGCCUUAAUCCUCGUCUGCGUGGUCAGCUCCAGCUUCGCCCUCGGCAUCUUCUUCAUGUUCAUCUACUACUGCCUCUUGCACCCCAACGGCCCCAUCUUCAGCUCCAGCAGUGGGGGCUGCAUCUUCCGGCAGCAGCCGGCCCCGGUGCCGGGGUCCCCGGCGGACGCCGUCACCAGCCCCCCCCGCUCGCUGCCGCGGACUACAGGGGGGGAGCGGGAGGGGGCACCGGGGGAUCGGGACAGUUGUGUGCCCGUGUUCCAGGUGAGACCCUGUGCCCCCCCGGCGCCGGCCGCCCGCGCCCCGCGGACAGAGGGGCCUGUCAUCCGCAUUGACCUGCCCAGGAAGAAGUACCCGGCCUGGGAUGCCCAUUUCAUCGACCGGCGCCUGCGGAAAACCAUCCUGGCGCUGGAGUACGCGUCCCCCAGCACCCCCCGCCUGCAGUACCGCACCCCCGGAGCCCCGCAGGAGGUGCUGGAGUACGAGACCACCGUGUAG
Molecule: messenger RNA, 1584 nt
Organism: Melopsittacus undulatus (budgerigar)
Lineage: Eukaryota; Metazoa; Chordata; Aves; Psittaciformes; Psittaculidae
Gene: XKR7
Product: XK related 7
Exons: 3
Coding region: 1-1584 (527 amino acids)
Biological process (GO): apoptotic process involved in development; phosphatidylserine exposure on apoptotic cell surface; engulfment of apoptotic cell
Cellular component (GO): plasma membrane
Source: RefSeq, a predicted model, not a curated record